Messenger RNA from Penicillium cosmopolitanum, 567 nucleotides. RefSeq lists its product as uncharacterized. The record is from RefSeq and is a predicted model, not a curated record. The transcript has 2 exons. Bases 1 to 567 code for a protein of 188 amino acids. NCBI's taxonomy places the organism in Eukaryota, Fungi, Ascomycota, Eurotiomycetes, Eurotiales, Aspergillaceae.
AUGUUUAUUCCCGGGCGCAAUCAUUGGCGAUUCCAUCCGACCAGCCUGGACGGCACUGGCAAUGGCAGUGACAAUGGAGGAAUCCCAUCGGAUCGAAUCGGAUCGGAUGUGGCUGGUCUGGCCGAUCCGAUCGAGCGUUGCAUUUACAUGAAUCUGCCAGUUUGGACAACCUCCUACGAAUUUACUUCCUGCCGUGUUCCAGCCCAGACCUCGCGCCAGACUCCAGCUGAUAUCUCACCUCGGUGCCAGCUCUGCCAGGUCAUACCAGUCAGCAACCUGGUAUCAACGCUCUUUAUCUUGCGCGAGCUGACCGUCCAUGCGCCCGAUAAACGGUCAGAAUUCAUUCACGAGUCGGUGAUGGAGAUGGCGGUGGUGCAGGGCGUUCUUCAAGUCUGGAUGUGUAUGCAUAGUGCGACCGGGCGGGUGUGGAUUGAGGAUACGAGUCGAGUUAAGUCGAGUCGAACGAGUGGUUCAUGGCCACCUCAUUUCACGGUGGUGUGUUGUGGUAUGCCAUCCGGACCGACGAAUUUCGAUGCGCUGAGUGCGAGUGCGAGUGUGAGUGAGUGA